Penicillium malachiteum is the source of this 1533-nucleotide messenger RNA. RefSeq lists its product as uncharacterized. Lineage: Eukaryota; Fungi; Ascomycota; Eurotiomycetes; Eurotiales; Aspergillaceae. Bases 1 to 1533 code for a protein of 510 amino acids. The record is from RefSeq and is a predicted model, not a curated record. The transcript has a single exon.
AUGCGUAAAGUGUCUCAACCCUCUGACGCGACUGACUCGUUCGACGCGCGAGAGUCUUACCUUCCUCCAUUAUCCGUCAAUACUUCAGCUCCGGCCUCGCCGGCUAUUUCACUUUUCUCUACCGGCCACCUCCGCAUCUCAAGUUCUGUCUCGUCUUUAGUCCCAUCUUUGGGUAACUCAAUGGACAGUCCCAGUCGCAAUCACCUUUCUGGGGUGAAAGAAGAGGAAGUUGCUCCUCGUGACUCAUUAGAAGAUCAAUAUUUUCGUAUGUCGCCCCCAAACAACUCAACCGCGGACUCGACCGAGAUCGUCCUAACUUUGAAUCCUUCAGAACACUUUGAAUGCGGUUUAUCGACUACCGAAGAGCCGUACUUCCCCAUGGACCCUACCGAUGGCUAUGACCUAAGUGAUGCGGGCAUGGACAUUCCUCACUCCCCCAAGAAACGUCGUUCGGAUAGUCUAUCUAUGAAGGGAGCUUCACGCAUCGGUUCGCAUAUCUCCACCAUGUCGACAAGAUGGAAGUCGAAACGAACUUCAGGCAGUCCCGAGCGAGAUUUCUUCCCGGAUGAUCUUCGAUCGCGUGCCAACUCUGCGGCCUCCUCCGCCUUGGCCAGUCCUGUUAUGAGUCCGAUCAGCCGUAUCGACUCGGUUCCGCCAUCACCCGCCCGUACCAUCUUCGAGGAGCGCAUCAGCGAUUCUGGUGCACGCCCAAUCGAUAUCACCCGAGCCAACAGCCUGAGCCAGGAUGACAACGAUACACAGCAAGCAACGACCCCGCUCCUGCCUCCCUUUAUGGGAGACGAAUCUACCAGCGUGAUCGCGUGCCGAGUGCAAUCGCCUCUUCAAUCCCCCUCUGUGGCGGACGUGAGUGUGACUGAUUCACCAAAGUAUGUGAUGACCUCGGAAUCUCGUUUUGCAGGUAUUCCGUCGCCCCCACUCUCGUCAAGACCGUCCCUUGCCUCGAUGAACCGUCCUCGAGCCAGCACCACGUCUCGCACUACAUCGGGUGAAAUCGCUCCGUUUAUGCUCUUGGACCCCAAGGAUGAAUGGGCCAACAAGCUUGGGCAUGCCAACUUCACUAUCCAGCCAGAGCCUUACGAACCCUCUUGCGACAUUGACAGCUUCAACCAGCUACGCGCGGAUUGGGACAUGGCACGUUGCAACUUUGCUAAACAUCUGGUGCGCACGGGCGAGCACUACGGCACAACAUCAAACAUCUACAAACUUACGGGAGAGAAGUGGGAAUUCAUCAACCGGCAAUGGCGACUCCAGCACGAUACAUUGAGGAGCCAUCUUGAAACCAUCGAUGGCGUCGCUCUUACGCUUACCCAGUCCAAUCUCAAUCGCUGUGAGCAAGAAGUCCGGAUUCCACGCCUGCACGACAACGACAAGUUUCCCGAAAUGGGCGACGAGGAUAUCGUUGGACCCAUGUCUGUCGCACCCGCUACGCAACUUGGUGGAUUCUGUCGAACCAAAUCGUUGAAGAAGCGCAACUUCUUCAAGUUCUUCCAGGAUCUUGUGUCACGCCCAUGA